Messenger RNA from Nematocida parisii ERTm1, 908 nucleotides. RefSeq names its product rRNA 2-O-methyltransferase fibrillarin. Bases 1 to 819 code for a protein of 272 amino acids. Gene Ontology annotation, molecular function: RNA binding; rRNA methyltransferase activity; histone H2AQ104 methyltransferase activity. NCBI's taxonomy places the organism in Eukaryota, Fungi, Microsporidia. The transcript has a single exon. Gene Ontology annotation, cellular component: box C/D methylation guide snoRNP complex; small-subunit processome; nucleolus. The record is from RefSeq and is a predicted model, not a curated record. Gene Ontology annotation, biological process: rRNA methylation; box C/D sno(s)RNA 3'-end processing.
AUGGCAGCGGGAAGAAAAGACAAGCGACCAUUUGCCUCUUCUAACAAAAGAGGCCCAGGAGGUCCAGGAGGACAGGGCAGGUUCCAGAGGAAGCCACCCAUGAACAAGUCAAAGGAGGUUGUGCUGCAGCCACAUCCACGGUUUAAGGGGGUAUUUUUAUCCCGAGGAAAGGAAGAAACACUGGCUACUAAAAAUUUAACCCCGGGUGUUUCUGUGUACGGCGAGAAAAGAAUACUAGCAGGACCCGAUGAUGCAAAGGUAGAGUACAGGGCAUGGAACCCAUUCAGAAGUAAGCUGGCUGCUGGUAUUCUAGGGGGCCUGGAGAACAUUCACAUUGUUCCCGGAUCAAAGGUUUUAUAUCUUGGUGCAGCAUCAGGUACAAGUGUAUCUCACGUGUCUGACCUGGUUGGGCCAGAGGGAGUUGUGUACGCAGUGGAGUUCAGUCACAGAUCAGGAAGGGACCUGCUUGGGCUUGCAAAGAAGAGGCCAAACAUUGUUCCAAUCAUUGAAGAUGCAAGACUACCACAGAGGUACAGAAUGCUUGUCCCCAUGGUUGAUGUAAUAUUUGCUGAUGUUGCACAACCUGACCAGGCCCGUAUUGUUGGUCUGAAUGCCAAGUACUUCUUAAAGGAGAAAGGAGGAGUAGUUAUUUCCAUAAAGGCAAACUGCAUUGACUCAGUCAAAGCUCCUUCUGAAGUAUUUGCAAAUGAAGUGAACAUUCUUAGAAAGCUUGAAAUUAAGCCAAAGGAGCAAACCACACUAGAGCCAUACGAGAGAGACCACGCAAUUGUUGUGGGAAUAUACAGAGACUCAAAGUAAAAAGUGGUCUUUUAUAUUAGCAUCCAGCCAUGCCCGUGCGCGUUGAACUGUGCUUCUAGGGACGGCCAGCCUUUAUAAAUAAAGAUAAG